This is a messenger RNA of Macrosiphum euphorbiae (potato aphid), 1347 nucleotides long. NCBI's taxonomy places the organism in Eukaryota, Metazoa, Arthropoda, Insecta, Hemiptera, Aphididae. The record is from the annotation of a GenBank genome assembly.
AUGUGUACCAAUGCCGACGAAAAAAUUAUAGAAAUGGUUCGUUCUCAUAUAGAAUUAUACGACCUUUCACACCCAAAAUAUAUGGAUACUGCUCAUAAAGACAAAAUUUGGAAUUCUAUUGGAAAUGAAAUAAAUCUAACAGGAAAAAUGUGCAAAACUCGUUGGAACAAUAUCCGAGAUAAUUACCGAAAAUCCAUAAAAAAAACAACAAGUGGGCAAGCCGCUAAAAAAGUGAAAAAAUAUAAAUUUGAUGACCAGCUACAAUUCCUAAAACCACAUCUACAAGAAAGGGACACUUUGGGAAACAUAGAAGAUGUAGUUGACAAUGAAGACAACGUAGACAUUUUCAAUGACGACGUGGACGAAAAUGAAAAUGAAAACGAUAAUGAAAACGCUGUAGUUCAAAUUGACGAGAGCAUCAACGAUAUAGACGGUGAGCAAUUGCAAAAUGUUGAACAAACCCGGUCGUCUAAGCCAGUUCGAAAAUCGAUCCAAAAACGUUCAAUAAUUAAAACACCAGAUUCGGCUUCAACCACGUUGAUGAAAUAUAUUAUGCAAAAAAAGGAAAAUAAUAUGUUCAAUGUCACUCAAAAUAAUCCAGUUGAUGCUUUUUUGGCAGGCCUCUCACCAACACUUAAGACAUUCACACCGUAUUAUUUAAACUUAGUGAAAACCAAAAUAUUUUCAAUAGUCCAAGAGUGUGAAAUGAAAAUGAUCUUAGACGAAGAACAGAAAAAAAAUCCACAUACAGUGCCAUAUUUUACUGUACCAUCGCCAACAUAUUAUCAGCAAUUAAACCCAAAUAUUAUUCCAAAUGCAGCUCAAAAAAACCAAUACGUACAAGAACCAAGAUACAUGACAUCCACAUCACACUACCUGCCCUCACCACCAUCUCCACAGUUUACUCAAAAAAAUGCUCAAAACCAUGCCUAUGUUCAAGUGCCCACAAAUACAUUAUCACCAAAUACAUCGUAUUGUUCAUCUGCGCCACCAUCCCCUGCAGAUUUAUGCCAAAAUAUUUCUUUAAAUGCUACCCAGAACCUUACCCAUAACAAUAACAUUCAAGCUCAAAACAACCAAUAUGUACAAGAACCACGAAACAUGACAUCUAGAUCGCACUACCUGUCCUCACCGCCAUCUCCACAGUUUACUCAAAAAAAUUCUCAAAACCAUGCCUAUGUUCAAGUGCCAACAAAUACAUUAUCACCAAAUAUAUCGUAUUGUUCAUCUGCGCCACCAUCCCCUGCAGAUUUAAGUCAAAAUAUGUCUUUAAACGCUUCUCAGAAUCUUGCCCAUAAUAUCCAAGGACCUACAGACCAGAUAUUUACAAAUGAUUUGAUAUUAUAA